Beta vulgaris subsp. vulgaris (sugar beet) is the source of this 825-nucleotide messenger RNA. RefSeq lists its product as uncharacterized. The record is from RefSeq and is a predicted model, not a curated record. Gene Ontology annotation, molecular function: nucleic acid binding; zinc ion binding. The transcript has a single exon. NCBI's taxonomy places the organism in Eukaryota, Viridiplantae, Streptophyta, Magnoliopsida, Caryophyllales, Amaranthaceae. The coding region runs from base 1 to 825 and encodes 274 amino acids.
AUGGCGGAACGACAUGGCGACAUGGCAACUGGUAAGAACGAUCUCACUAUAAAUACUUUGAAUGGGGAGAGUAGUAAUAAUAUUAUCAUCGGUACCGAUGCUAACAGACAGAUUGGCGAAUUAACAAUAAACAACCAGAAACCUAAUGAGGAGGUGAUUGAAUGGAAUGAGGACGAGGAGGCUCGUAUCGAAUUGGGGCUGGUUGGAGAAACAUGGACUAAGCGUAGUAUUAAUAUUAAUGCCUUUAUGACUACAAUAAAGAAGGUAUGGCAACCCAUACAUGGACUGGAUAUUAGCAGUUUAGGGGAGAACAAGUAUGUGUUCCAAUUCCACCACUGGAGAGAUAAGUUGCGGGUGGUCGAGGGUCAGCCCUGGCAUUUCGAUCGUCACGCAAUUUUGCUGAGGGAUAUAAGUGAUGCUACAAAGCCAUCUAAUAUGGUGUUGCACGAACUGCCCAUGUGGGUCAGGGUAUAUAACCUACCUUUCAAAGGGCGACUGAAACGGGAAAAUGUGGAAGCCCUAGGCAAGAAGAUUGGGCGUUUUAUUAAAGCGGACGUUUUCGGAUCAGUGGGCAUAGAUAAAUCGAUCCGACCCCGCAUCAAUGUGGAUGUGAGGAAACCACUGACACAUAAAAUUAAAGUCAAGAUGAGGGGAGGAGAGGAGGAUUUCGUUGAGGUUAAGUAUGAAAAACCUCCCCUUUAUUGCUUCUAUUGCGGCUUAAUGGGACAUGGAAUCAAGGACUGCCCCGAAUGCCGAGACGAGGAGGAUCCGCAGGUGAACUAUGGGGGGUGGCUUAAGGCGUCACCAUGGAAGCGGAUGCGGUAG